AUUCAUCAGUUCUGUGUUCCGUGUUUCUGUAGUUCUGUAUAUUGUGUUUGGUCCUCGGUGUAUUUAUGAACACUAAAAGAGUUCUUCUCAGCUGUACUGUUAUCUCACUACAGGACACUCGCUUUGUGUAUCCGUGCUGUAAAUUCUGUCUGUCCAGAUUAACAGAGGAGUCUAAUUUAAGAAGUCAGUGUCACAAGUGUGGCUUCACAUGUGAUACACAAAAUGUGGACUAUAGAUUCAGACUGUCACUAAAAGUGUCUCGGGAUACAAGUCUGUUUGGAGUGACGGUUUUUGGAGGUUGUCUGAAUCCCUUUUUCGGUGUUACGGCUGGUGGUUUACAGAGAUUUUUAGAGUCAGAAAAGUUUGAAGGCCCACAGAGUUUACAACAACUACUAAUCAAAGCCGUGGAGGAUUGCUUCAUUGGAAAAUGUUUAGUUUUCGGUUUUAAGCUUGCUGGCAGGGAUGCAGAACGCUGUUUACUUGGUCAACAUGCUGUUGAAUCCAUGCAGUUUGUGGCCUGUCAAGUCAUUCCUCCUCAUGGAGCUUUUCUUGGCGUCACUGUUUUUGCAUACUUGCAAAGCCUUAUGCAGGCAAAUGCCCGGUCAGACUGUUCUCCAAAAGCUGGUGGUCAGUGGCAGCAGAAAGACUCUCUGAUAAGCAUCUUUGAGCACACUCUGCCUCUGUGUCAGGACCCGUGCUCUGUAAGCAGCAAUGACAGCUUCACACUUCCACCUCCAUGGCAUUCAGUGUCAAACCUAGACUUAUGCUUCUCUCCAGAGGAAACAAGAGGAAGCUCUUUAAAGGAAGUUUCAGUGGAAGGGGGAACAAUGCAAAGUUCUAGUUUCUAUCCCCUCAAUCUUUCUGAAUCAAAACAAACAGUGCAUAACAGACUCUCUACCUCUCACAGGUGUCUGUUUAAUGCCUCAUUUAUAUCCCCCAUAAAAACCAACCCCUGUGAUCAUGCAUCAAAACACUUAAAUCAGUGGGCUUCAAAAGACUUUCUCGGCCAGAUAAAUGCAUCUAUUCCUGAAGAGACGCUUUUCAAUCACACCAGUUUUGCUUUAGAUGAUGCACCGUUGUCAGAAACGUUAAGAGAUUUUGUCAGCACAGAGCUGCAGAUUGGUAACCGAAAAGUAUUUAGUUCCACCAGUGAAGGAGCUCGAGCCAUCACUGAAAACAGUGUCCUCUUAGAAAACAACACAAUUUCCACUGAUAUCUCAAUAGUCCGAUCACUGCACUCUUCCCGUCCUGUUCUCACACCAUUGCGUGAUGUUACCAAUGGUGACAGGGCAACGGAAAGAAAGAAUAGAAAGCGAAAAUUGUUCUCAGUGUCUAAACAUACGACAAAACCCUCUUGCGUUUCUAAGAGGUUGAGCUGUGACCUUAAGGAUGUGGUCUCAAACACAAAUGGGGGUACUCCUGUACUCCUGCAAGAAAAUCAGUCCACUGGCUUUAAGGAUUCUUAUAAUUGUUCAUCAGACCUAUUUCACCAAAGCAGCAUGAACAUUUCAGAUGUGUCUGAGAACUCCUCUAACACUGAUCCAAGAAAGCAAGACCAAGAAAAUCUUGUGGAUAUCAAGUUUUCUGAGCCUAAUAUUUCGAGUUUCCAAUUUGCUCCUUCUUUACAGUCAACUCCUAUUGUGGAUUCAUCCAUUCAGUGCACCUAUAGAAAGCCCCAUAAACUCAGCAAAAAAUGGUCAGGUCUGCAUUGGUCUAAGAAGAGUAGGACUCGAACAAGCCUUAUUAGAGUUCUGCAAAACAACACUAAUAACAGACAAGGGUUGCAGCUGGAUAAAUCUAAAUUUAAUCAAACUCGCUGUUCUGAUUCUGCUCUCAAAACUUCUGAAAGUUCAGCAGGUGGCUCUGAGCCAAAAGUGGAUGUGAAACACACACCUGGAGAAUCUGCUCUACCCACUGCCCUUAAUGACUGCUCCAGAGACCUUUUUGAUCCUUCAUUCUGAGUUAUUUAAUAAUUCUGAAAUCUAAUCAAUGCAUCUUUUUGUGUGUAUGAGCAUGACCAAUAUUAUUGAAGAGACUUUAAGGUUAAAUACUGUUAUUACAGGGCUGUCAAGUUUUGAAGACAGGCAACCCCCCUGUGAGAGAGAGAGAGAGAGAGAUUAUGACUGGUGUUGUUUGUUGCCUUUUUGGACUCCUUUAUCAUUUGUAAUGUUUCUCCCAUUUAAAACAGUUCGACUCAAGCCCAGACAUUUUUAGGGUCAUGAUUGUUUCGUUUUGAGGUUUUGUUCAAACCGACCAUCGAAAAUACCCUCGCUAAUGAAUGUUUUUUUUUUCAUUGGUUGUUGCGUUAAAUCUUACCCAGAUAGUUCUAUUUUCUGAUUGGCUAUUGUGUAGCCUCCUUUUUUUGAUUGGCUGAUAAGUGUCAGGCUCAACUAAGCGGUGCGGACAGAUACAUUUUGGGUGCUGCGGCAUUUUAAAUAUAUGAUAAAUAGUCAAAAGGUUUUUCUGCGUGAGAAAUACGAUGUGUGGCGGAGAGCAUGACAAAAGACCGAAAUGAGUGACUGUCACUCUCACUGCGUGACACUUGACAGCCCUGGUUAUUAUGUCAUUGAUUUGUAACAGGUUAUAUAUAUUUGUUAUGUUAUAUAUACAUGCCGUAUAUAGUGAAAAUAUAUUCAGGGAUUGUGACAUUUUUCCUAUGACAGACGCAUAAAUAAUUAUUUUAUUCAAUUUUUUGUAAAGUUUCUGAGUUAUUCGUAUUUCAGGAAAGUCCCCUGUUGAUUUCAGAUUUGUUGUUUAUUUAAAAGUGAAUAUCAACUUCAUUCAUUCAUUCAUCUUCUACCGCUUAUCCGAACUACCUCGGGUCACGGGGAGCCUGUGCCUAUCUCAGGCGUCAUUGGGCAUCAAGGCAGGAUACACCCUGGAUGGAGUGCCAACCCAUCACAGGGCACACACACACUCUCAUUCACUCACGCAAUAGGGACAAUUUUCCAGAGAUGCCAAUCAACCUACCUACAUGUCUUUGGACCGGGGGAGGAAACCGGAGUACCCGGAGGAAACCCCCGAGGCACGGGGAGAACAUGCAAACUCCACACACACAAAGUGGAGGCGGGAAUCGAACCCCGACCCUGGAGGUGUGAGGCGAACGUACUAAGCCACCGUGCCCCCCUGAAUAUCAACUUGACAGAAGCAAAAUCCAAUUCGUUGGUUAUUAUGCAAGUUUAAUCUCUAGUGUUAAAAUUUUGCUAAUGCCUUUGCUAAAGUAAUGCAAGUCUCCUUCAACACUGUGUGCGCAAUGACAGCUGGGGAAUGUUGAGCUCAAUUUUAUUAAAGCAUAAAGUAUAUAUGUAGUGUAUCGAUUUAAGUAGAAUCACUAGCCCAUGGAUUCCUAUCUUAAACCUAUCUUUUUGUAUAAUGUACAAGUUUGAUGCAAUACAGAUUUUGACAAUAAAACAAAAUUUCCAUACCAUGGAAGCUACUUCAUAACA
Messenger RNA from Tachysurus vachellii, 3446 nucleotides. RefSeq names its product DNA damage-induced apoptosis suppressor (gene ddias). The transcript has 4 exons. Gene Ontology annotation, cellular component: nucleus; cytoplasm. The record is from RefSeq and is a predicted model, not a curated record. NCBI's taxonomy places the organism in Eukaryota, Metazoa, Chordata, Actinopteri, Siluriformes, Bagridae. The coding region runs from base 66 to 1961 and encodes 631 amino acids. Gene Ontology annotation, biological process: negative regulation of intrinsic apoptotic signaling pathway in response to DNA damage.